Linum trigynum is the source of this 3177-nucleotide messenger RNA. NCBI's taxonomy places the organism in Eukaryota, Viridiplantae, Streptophyta, Magnoliopsida, Malpighiales, Linaceae. The record is from the annotation of a GenBank genome assembly.
ACCAAGAGUAGGGGUCUUCUUUAAGAGCAUCCACCAGUGUCUUACUGAUAUACCCAAUGUAAAAAUAUUUUUACAACACCAGCUCACCAUAUUCUCAAACAGUGCAUCAGUGCACCUAGGCCGAUAAUCGUGCACAACCCAUGAUAUCUCUAGUGAAAUAUUGGGUCAGGCCCAUCUAGCUCCAAUCGGUACAGAAUUGUGUCAUGGCCCGCCAACACUAAAUCAUUCAGUGGCUCGUGAUUGCCUCCAGUUGAGGGUUCCUCCCUCCGAGCCCGGCUCUCCCCGAUGCAUUAUUGCGCCUGGACCUGGCGCCUGUGCCCGUUAUCGCUCCCUGGGCCCGGGCUUCAUCUCAUUCCUGGCGCCCAGGCCCUCUAUUUCCCCGGCUCCCGACAACGGGCCCUCACCUCUUGUCCGGUUCUUGGCGCCCGGACCCGUUAUCGCUCCCAGGGCCCGGCUCCCGGGUUUCGCCUCUUUCCCGGUGCCAGGGCCCACAAUUGCCCCGGCUCCCGGCGACGGUCCCUAAUCUCUUGUCCGAAUUCUGGCUCCCGGGCCCACAAUUGCUCUGGCUCGUGGCGGCGGGCCCUCAUCUCUUGUCCAGAUCCCGGCGCUGGGCCUGCUAUUGCCCCGGCUCUUGGCGAUGGGCCUUCACCUUUCAUCUGUUUCCCGGUGCCCAUACCCGUUAUCGCUUCCGGAGCCCGGCUCCCGGGCGUCGCCCUCCUCCUGGCUCCCGGGCCCACAAUUUCCUCGGCUCCCGGUGGCAGGCCUUCACCUCUCGUCCGGUUUCCGGCGCCCGGGUUCGAUAUCGCUCCUAGUCCCUUGCGUACGGGCCUGCUAUUGCCCCGGCUCCCGGGCUUCGCCCUCCUCCCUGCACCCGGCCUACAAUUUCCCCGGCUCCCAGCGGUGGGCCUUCACCUCUUUUCCGGUUUCCAGCGCCCAGUCCCGUUAUCGCUCCCGGACCACGACUCUAGGGUUUUGCACUCCUCCCGUCACCUGGGCUUUGCCCUCCUUUCGUCACCCAAGCCCACAAUUGCCCCGGCUUCCGGCGGUGGACCUUCACCUCUAAUCCGGAUCCUGGCGCCCGUGCCUGUUAUCGAUCCAUGUCCCCUACGCCCAGGCCCGCUAUUGCCCCGGUUACCGGCGUUAGGCCUUCACUUCUUGUCCGACUCUCGCCGCCCAGGCCCGAUAUUGAUCCCAGUGCCCGACUCCCAGACUCCGCCCUCCUCCAGGCGCCCAGGCCCGCUAUUGUUCUGGCGUGGGUCUUCUCCUUUUGGCUGGUUCCCGAACCCGUUGUCGCCCCCCACUCCCGGCACCCGGAUCCAUAUCUAUUCUCCCCACCUGGAUCCAUUGCAUGCACUCCUACAUGCACAUGUGUCAUUCCCUCUCCUCAAUUAGUCUGCAUGUGGCAAGAGUGUUCCCCUUAGGCAAAAACAUGGUUGACAUGUGUACAGCCAUGUGGCGGGCACUGAUGGGCCUAGACGACACAUGUUCAGUGACGUGUCCUUCUUUUAUCUCCGGCGCCGACACCUGUCCUACCUUUGUCCCUCCAAGUAGAGGCACAAAGGUUUCCUCCUCCGGAUCAAGGUUUCCUCCUUCGAAUUACAUAACUAGCACCUCGGGGUGAGAGAGCAUCUAUGUCAGAAGAGAUUUAGACUGGUGGCCAAUGCAUUCCUGAUGCAUCUCCACAUGAAGAAAGAAAUCUUUAGGGGAAGCAUAUGUGACCAAAGCCACUUCCAAUUUCUGCAGCAGGCACAUUGAGAUCAAGAGGUUGAGAGGAAUGGAGGUUGCUAAGGUGCUUGCGUAAGGCAUGAUAUGCGGCCCUAACAGAGAACUCCCCCUAUGGCGUAAAUAUCCAACCCCAUUUAUCAUUUGUUUCACUUGGGCCGGUAUGAACCUGUGAGAUAGCUUCAACUUCAGCCUCGGAACAGUGUCUCCUGAUAAGAUCAAUUCCAGCCUCGCCUGUCCUCAUUCAUACAAUCUUUGACACGUGAGGAAGGAUCUAGUCUAGAGGAGAUCCUUUAGCCUUAAUCAUGCAGAGGAUGCACCCAAAAAUCACUAUGGAACCAAGUAUUAACCCAUGAGCCAAUCACUUGAAUAAUACCGAUAUCAAGAGCCUUCCAAGCGUCACACAAGCUUGCUUAAAUGCAAUAUGUGGUGCUUCCUUUCCGUGCCGAAGAGAAAUCUCCAUUUGGGAAGUAGAGCCCACGAAGCAUUCUUGCCCAAAGAGUCUCAUGUUCCGUGAUUAACCUCCACUCCACCCCUACUUAGUCAACAAAGAAAGAUUGAAUAAGUGAAAAUCCUGGAAACCUAUGCCCCCUCAAGUUUUGAGUCAUUAAGCACUUCCCCUUUCCGCCAUGGAAUGGAUUACUUUGUCAGCGAACAAGACCAGAAGAAUCUAUGGAGGAGAGAAUCCAUUCUCCUACUGAGAGAACAAGGGAGAAGGAAGACGCUCAUAAUAUAUGUUGGAAUAGCUUGGAUCACCACCUUCAACAGAGUCUCUUUUCCUCCAUGAGAUAAAAUUAGGCUCUUCCAUGAUUCUCUUUUCUUUUCCAUCCUUCAGAUGAAAAAAAUAAAUGUGUCCUUCCUCGAUCGUCCCCAUUCAAUUGGAACUCCCAAAUACUUGUCAUGACAAAUGUGGGAAGAGAAAACAAAGAAAGUAGAAAUCUGGUUUCAAAUAUCAUCCGGAGUAUUCUUGUUGAAAAACAUAUAUGAGUUUUCCAUGUUAACCUCUUUCCAUGUUGAUAUGAUCCCAAAUUGCUUGAAAUCCAAGUCUCCAUUCAUGUGUAAAGAAUCAAGUUCAAUUGAAGAGAAGCAAACUUAAAAUUGUCUAAGUGUUUUGACUGUUUCAGGGAGCCGACUUUGCAAGCUUGGUCGUCAUAAUUGGCGAAGAUGGGAGUUUAAGGGCUUGUUUAGAAGUUGGCAUGUUCUUCUACAAGCUGGAGUGUUUGGAAGCUCGAGAGGAAGUCAGGAAGUGAAUUUUCAAGGCUGCUCAUAACUCAUUGUCAACACAGGAAAACCGCCAGAAAAUGGCUAAAUGUAAAACCGAGUUCAUGAAGCUUACUUUGGAGCUCAAUUCGAGAAGGAUGGCUGCAAGUCGAGUCCAGAGGCUUACACCACAUGAAAUUAGGGAUAAUCUAAUACAAAGAAGUGGAGUUGGAUGAUUAAAAGGGUACCUUGAGG